AUGAACGAUCGAGAAUUGAGAAGAAGAGGAAGAAUGCCUUUCUUCAAUCUGCAGCAAGGCAAAGGACUCUUCACUUCCGAUCAAGUUCUCUACACCGAUCGUCGCUCUAAGUCCACCGUUGACUCUUGGGCCAAGAACUCAGCUGCUUUCAACGCCUCCUUUGUUAAAGCUAUGACCAAGCUUGGCCGUGUUGGCCUUAAAACUGGACACAACGCUAACAUCUGUCGUGACUGUGGAGCGUUUAACUAA
This is a messenger RNA of Eruca vesicaria subsp. sativa (arugula), 249 nucleotides long. The record is from the annotation of a GenBank genome assembly. Lineage: Eukaryota; Viridiplantae; Streptophyta; Magnoliopsida; Brassicales; Brassicaceae.